AUGACCGACCAAGAUGCCAGCCCAUCAUCCAACCUUCGUCCCCGCCGAGCAACCAAGCAACCCGACCUCCUCGUUCCCGACCGCCACGACUAUGCCUCGACAGCCGUCUCUGCCCAGAACCACCAGGUCACUACGAAUCUGCCCGACGUCUCUGUGACUUCCUCGAAUCAUAACGAUGACCACGGCGACAACUACGAUGACGCCAGUAUACCGCCCGAUCAGCGACUCCCCCGUUCCGAUCACCCUCGUACCGAUGACCGAAAUUUCUCCAGAGGCGCCCUUCGCCCUUAUAAGCACAGGACGAAUGGCGCCUUUCUCCUUUCCGAUCCCGUCUUCGACGCGCACCCUCCGAAUACCCAGCUACAGUUACCCAGGAGGCAGAGCUUGUUAGAGCCUAGUAGGAAUAGGAUCACUAAACAUGGCUUCGACAGGUUGCCUGGCCGGAACAAGCGUACCGGUCCCUCAAAUGAGAUAGGCUUGGGGCUUGUUCAACGCUCGGGGUCGACAACUGAGCCAUCUGUUCGCCAAGCACCCUCCUUCAACGGCAGCGCUGUCACGUCCAACCGUGGCUCUCUGGCAGGUGAAACGGUCAUUGGGGCGAAUCCGUCCCCACGAACAAGCAUGGCGCCCCUGGAUAUGGAGUCGGCCCAGAUUGUCAAUAUGGCUCUUAACUUGAGCGAAUCGAGGAGGAUAGCGUCGCGAAGGAUCGUCUCUCAGCCAGUACCUCCAAGACUGGGGCCAGUACCGGAAAACGGUACAGGAGGAAGUCUUCGACAACACCUGCAGCAGCAAAGAAGAGUUUCGCGGAAUAUGUCACCUAGACCGGACCACUCACCACGCCUCGCAUCCGCAAGGUCGCUACAAGCUCCAGCCGAUCUGGAACCGUAUCAAUACCACUUUUCCCAGUCGACCUUGGCAAGAGCGCAAAAAGCAAAGGAAUACUUGGGGUUGAUGGCACAAUACAGACGGAUACUAGAACUCCUACCCCCAUUAAAGGCCGACCGAUCAGGAACAUCCUCCAUCGUUAGCCCUCCACUGACGCCUAAUGGUUCUAACUUCCCCUCUGGAGUGCUGACCAAUGACGCCGAAACAAUAAUUGGCCGAAACUAUAAUCCGCUACAGUAUAUUCGCAACAGAAAAAUUCGGGCUCGUGAGAAAAAGACUCUGGAUGGCGAGGGUCAGGGCUUCAAUGAUGUUGAUAGGGUUUCCGAAUGGGUUGACGAAGUAGCCAAAUGGAUCGCCAAGGGUCAGGACCGAGUGCCGGGAAAUCCAUCGAUACCCCCAUUCUCACCGGCUCGUGUUCUCUCCCAGGAGAAUUCUCCUCAGUCCCUCGGCUCUAGGCCGACAACAGUAAUGCCUAAAUUGAAACGGCCACGAGUUGACUGGGCCGUAGAUCCGGCGGAUAUGAUCGCAGACAUCUACUGGCUUGAACAGGACGACAAUAAGUUCCUGCUGGAGGAUCGGAAUUGGAAGCGCCUCUUUCCGCAAGGUGGUGCUGAAAUCUACCGUUCGCUCUCAAGAGAUGAUACUCCAGGCUCAAGCAAAAUAUUUUCCAACUCCAACAGUCUCACGACUCUAGACAAGACCCGCACGGAACAACCGCCCCAGGUUGUGGAACAAAAGCCGGCGCAAAAGGCACAUCACGAGCAACCACACGGCUUUAGUGCAAGUCGAGCUCGGGACAAAGCGCAACAGAAACUUCGGGCACUCAAGGGAUCCCACCAGCGAGCCAACAGCUCCAUUUACAAUCGCGACAUUCUUCGAAUCCAUAGAGGCUCGUUUUCAGAGUCGUCUGAUACGGACAGCGAUCGGAAGCGGCGAGGCAGACAUGGGACCAUCUCCAGUAGUGGUAAGGACAUACUGGCAAGGCAGAUGGAAGACAUGAUCGCUCAGGAGCAGAGAGAUGUCGAAUCGCAUCCUCUCUAUGACCAGGACACGCAGCGGUUGAAGCUCCCAGAUGCUGGAGUGGGAAUAUCCGAGAAAGAUUGGGACAAAACGCAGAUUACACCGACGCCUGGCCGCGCUGACAACGUUGAUGGCCGCAGGCCGGCAUCGCGCUUUGAACCGGCUGACCUGGAGGACUCUUACUUCAAGCUUCAAACCAAGCCAGCGCCGGCACAGGUUCUUGCUGGACGGACUGGCAUUGGGUCAUUGAACGGUGAUAGGCGGUUUUCAACGGAUUACGAUACAUCACCACCAUAUUCGCCCGACUUGCGGCCAAUGCAUGACGCACUAGUUCCUGGACAGGGCAUGGACGUUUCGCCAAGGUCAACGAGACCAAGCUCACCGAUGGCGAGCUCACCGAGCAGAAACCCCCUGAGAAAAGUUAGGAGCAUAUUUCGAGAUCGCAGUAGCGAGCGGUUGGCUGAGCUUCCAUCACAUAACGGAAGAGAGGACAACCCUGAAUCAGUACAGUGUCUGUCGGAUCGGCAACCGGUAGAAUCCCCAGCAACUUUGAGCCCCGGAACUGGCAUGCUUCUGCCUCCCGAGCGCAAGGGCUCCCGCAGUCCUCUUCGCAAAAUAGUGACAAAAGGAACCGACUCUAGCCAAAAGUCGAGUAAGAGUACUGGGAACCACAAACUUCGGGAGGACGGUAGCAGUAGCCUGAAAGGGCUAUUCCGGGGCCAACGCAUCGAUAGUGUCUUGCGUAGCGGUGUCUCCAAGGUCAGCGAUAUGUUCUGGCGGAAAGAGACUGCCCCAGGCCCCUUGGACGAGUAUGGUUCUUCAGAUGAUUCCGAUGCGGAGAGUAGAGGCAGGUCCAGGUCCUUACCCAGCUCGCCACCACGGAAGGUUGGUCGUAGUCCGUCCAACCACGGCAAGGCGAACGGGGAGAGGAGUUACCUGGAUGUCAUGCCACAGUUCAUACCCGCCGCGGAAAAGCAUCAUAGCAAGUCCAAGUCCAUUGGCGGCUCGAUCGAACAACAGACCGGUUUGCUUAACGCUAGUCCCCCUUCGCGACCGCUCAGUCGUCGGUCCUCCCGCUUCGAGCUUCUGAAACCGCCCAAGAUCGACGUUCAGAAUGCAUCGCCGACAUCAACACCAGGUCUACGCCCACCCAGGAUCACUGGUUCAAAUCCAUGGGGGACUUCCGACGUAUCUGACGUGGAAGGCUCGCGGAAGAGCAGCGUCAAUACAGAUGUCGGUGGUGUGCGGGAUGUUGACGUUCGUUUAAACGCCAUGCUAUCCAUGGUCAAAGACCGUCAGCUCUCCAACGCCUCUUCAGCAGGACGCUGGUCCAUAGGUGAAAGAGGGGAGAGCGUUACGCCCGUUCCUCCUCAAACCAUCGUCUCCAAACGAGAGAUUGCCCGAUUACGGGCUCUCUUGAUGAGCUCCGGCAUUCACGCAAUGGAAAUCGACAGGCGCGCUAAAGCCCGCAAGCUCCUGAACUCCUCUUCCAGCAAGCCCGAGGACGAAAACGCCAGCACAACGGCGGAACCGAACAACUCCCGUCUCUCCUGGCCAGACAUAGUCGCCCUCUCCCCCGACCCUUCCACCCAUCACCACCUCCUCACCCAGCCUAUCGCCCAAACCGACCUCUUCCCCCUAGCCGCCAACAUCUUGUCGUCAUCCAUCCAAAACUCCGCAACAGCCUUCCAUUCCUCCGUCGUCGUCUUCCAAACCCAAACCGCGCCUUGCUUGACCAACCGCGUCGAAGCGCUGCGGGCCAGACUCAACGGCGAGCUGACGGAGAUGACGAGGCGCGCGGCCGAGGAGGCAGAUGAUGCUGGGGGCGAUCUGAUGACGCACCAGCGGCUGAAGGUGAAAAGGGUAGUGGACAUGAUUGAUCGGAUGGUGAGGAGACGGAGGAGGCGCUUUAGGUGGGUGCGGAGGGCUGGGUGGUUGGCGGUUGAGUGGGUGCUGGUUGGGUUUAUGUGGUACGUGUGGUUUGUGGUGAUGAUUGCGAGGGUGUUCUUGGGGGUGGGCAGGGGGGUCGUGGGCGUGGGGAGGUGGUUGUUGUGGUUGUAG
Molecule: messenger RNA, 3966 nt
Organism: Sordaria macrospora k-hell
Lineage: Eukaryota; Fungi; Ascomycota; Sordariomycetes; Sordariales; Sordariaceae
Source: RefSeq, a predicted model, not a curated record